CUUUACCUGGCUGAGCUUCCACCCAGCAUCUCAUUACCUUUCCAACACAAUCCAAAACUGAGGCUCAUUGUGUCCUGUAAGAUCCAGCAGUCAAGGUGUUUCUCUGUAUUUGGCUUCACUCAGAAAACGACAAGGAGCCAUGGCCGUGGCUAAUUUCCAGUACAUUACUCGGAUGAGCAGUGGCUUCAAGGUCUACAUUUUAGAAGGGCAGCCCCAUCUCAGAAGCGAAGACAGGUACAGACACAUGACAAAUGACCGGGCACGAGUCCCAACAGUGUAUCCAAUCAAACGCAAGCGCAGCCAUGAGAGAGGCCUGACACUGGAGGCGAGGCGAGAGCGGGCACUGAGCAGAAGCAGUGGUAAAUCUGCCCAGAGAGCGGCACCUGCGCCGGCGGCGUUUAACAGGCCACAGAGCCCCACAUCUACUGGAGUCUGCAGUCCAACACCUAGCCCCACCAGCCCUCUGCCCACCCAUGUGUACUACACACCAGUCAUGGAUGAACCACUUGCCCUCAUCAAGAAACCAAGAAAAGACCCUGAAAGCACGGAGGACAAGACUAAAAGCUCAGUUACCACUCAAAUCCAGAUGCGUCCCUCUGUGAUCACUUGCGUCUCCUCAUCAAGAAACCCCUCCUGCAGAUCCGAGGUCCACAGGGGCCCCUCAUCAGUGAUUUCCAAAAGUAACUACGACCACGUGGUUGAGGAGCACUUCCAGAGAAGCCUCGGAGUGAACUACCAGAAAGCUCGCUCCCAGCAGCUAUCCAUCAGCGUGUCCGUCGAUGACCACUUUGCCAAGGCUUUGGGAGACAAGUGGCUGCAGAUUAAGUCUAAGUCUUCCUCCUGUUCUUCCACCCCUCCCAGCAGUCCAAGUGUUACUCACUCCCCCACCUACAGCCACAGCCCAAAUCAGUCCCACAAAGAGUCCACCUCAUCGCCAACUUCCAGCCACUGGUCUGUCAAUUAAAGCAGAAGUGACCUCUGAUAUGGGAAGAAACUGAACUUUGUGACUUUUAACAUUUCACUGCGUGCAGCUCAACUUGUUGAGCAAUGGAAAUGCCAGCGCUAGUGCUGAGAGGGCGCGCUAACAGAUGCAGGAGUGCUGUCACUUUGGACCUCUGUGUGUCCAAAUAUAAGACACACUGACGCAGACGAAUGUAGCAUGAAUUGGGAUGUCCUUGUUUUGUUACAUUUCUAUCCUCAGCUUGUCGAUAGCCUCUGAGUUACGUAGAUGGUGAUGUGGGAUGAUUGAAAAAUCAGCCAAAUAAUCCUUCACAUUUCUUUGAUUUUGUGUCAUUCUUUCAAUUCACUCUGAAUGCCACGAUUUCUACUGUAUUAUAUUUAUAUUCUGUUACACUUGGGUUCUUUAUAGUCUGAAUGACUAGCCUAUCUGCUGUAUGAUAUUAUGCUUAUAAGCUGUACACAGAACAAAGACAUUUAAUAAGACUUUGAUAUAAUAAAAAUCUCAAAAAUC
This is a messenger RNA of Dicentrarchus labrax (European seabass), 1471 nucleotides long. It is a transcript of the gene vgll4l, whose product is annotated as vestigial like 4 like. The coding region runs from base 140 to 964 and encodes 274 amino acids. Lineage: Eukaryota; Metazoa; Chordata; Actinopteri; Moronidae. Gene Ontology annotation, biological process: negative regulation of DNA-templated transcription. Gene Ontology annotation, molecular function: transcription coactivator binding. The record is from RefSeq and is a predicted model, not a curated record. The transcript has 5 exons.